AUGUGCCACUCGGUAUUUUUUCUCUCAAAGGUGGUAGCAGUCGCUAAAUCCACGUAUUUCGCGGUGAUGACAAUGGACAAACGAGACGUUUUAAGGGAAGUCCAACGGCGCAUUCUUGACAAUGAUGCUAGAAAGCGCCGUCUUCGUAAAACUCUUGAAAUUCUCGAACAGGAUAAUCAUGUUGAGGAUUCCCUGAAUGAUACCAAGACGACCAAAAGGCCAAAGUUUGAAGAUGAUACACCUGGUCAUGCGAAGCGUCGACGUCGAACUACAAUCGGACGGGCGAAGUUUAAAAAGACCUUUGAGUUGCUGCUGGACGAGGAGUACCAGGCGACGAAAGGGGGCCAAGUUGGUGCCUCAUACUUCACUGCCGCCGUUCCCGACAGCCGUCUCCCACCUCGCAAGUUCUGCUCCGUCUGUGGCUUCCUCGGCGCUUACGUUUGUGUGGUGUGCGGCUCGCGUUAUUGCAGCAUCAAGUGUCGUGAUGUGCACAACGAUACUCGCUGCCUUAAAUGGGUCGCCUAG
Echinococcus granulosus is the source of this 525-nucleotide messenger RNA. Its product is annotated as Zinc finger HIT domain-containing protein. The record is from RefSeq and is a predicted model, not a curated record. Gene Ontology annotation, biological process: chromatin remodeling. Gene Ontology annotation, molecular function: nucleosome binding. Lineage: Eukaryota; Metazoa; Platyhelminthes; Cestoda; Cyclophyllidea; Taeniidae. The transcript is spliced from 4 exons. Gene Ontology annotation, cellular component: Swr1 complex. Bases 1 to 525 code for a protein of 174 amino acids.